Messenger RNA from Rhizoctonia solani, 1146 nucleotides. RefSeq names its product methyltransferase domain protein. The coding region runs from base 1 to 1146 and encodes 381 amino acids. The record is from RefSeq and is a predicted model, not a curated record. The transcript has 6 exons. Lineage: Eukaryota; Fungi; Basidiomycota; Agaricomycetes; Cantharellales; Ceratobasidiaceae.
AUGGCCCCCGACAGAUUCGAAGUAGAUGAUCAGCCCUACACCUACGACGGAACCGAGGGAGUUGUGUACCAUUUCCAGGUGCUGUGUAUGGGGUAUCCGACUUUUCUCCUUACGAUACAGACUCAGACACCGCUUCUGUAUGCUCACAACACUCGGCGAGCACCCUAUCUUCACAAGAUGCACGAGCGUAUUUCGAAGACGUGGGAUGAACAGGAAAGUCGCAGGCUUGACCAUGAGCAUUUUGCAUUGAAGUUGGUCUUGGGACGCAAUUAUGUUGGCCCAGUGGCUUCCCACCUCCGACAUGAUCCCAUGGCUCCACGAAAGCGUGUUCUCGAUAUAGGUACUCAACAGGGAACUUGGGUGCAGGAAAUGGCGUCAGAGUUCCCGCAUGUAGAGUUCGUAAGCCUGGACUUUUCGCCAAUGGCCGCGCAUAUACCCCCGGACGCCAGCUUUGAUAUGGUCCAUGUCGGGAACUACCAGUUUUUGAUUCAGGAGCUAUACCGGGUGCUUCGACCAGGGGGACUGCUUAUAUCUGGGGAAUUUGAAAACGAAACCUAUGGCGCAGAUAAUCCGAACACCCCCUUGGGUGAUGCUUCUCCCAGACUCAGUCGCGCGCUCGCAUUCGUACGCCAAGCUCUAGCUGCACAAGGUGUUACAGUCGAUGCGGGCCGCCAACUUCCAGACAUGCUAAACGACUCUAAACUGUUUCCACCUAUCUCGCAUUCAACCUCCCCCGAUUUCAGUUCCGAGUCGGAUAGUGACGACUCUAGGGGAACUUUCAGCAGCACCGGCACGUGUGAGUCUUGCGUACCAGGACUUUCAACUUCACAUACCAUGGCCAAUCUAACCGACACUGGAUUCGUCGAUGUCACCCCCUCCACAUUUUAUAUCCCAGCUACACCCUGGCCGGACCCUUGCACUCAUCCUCAUUUAUAUGAGGCUGGCUGUCGAGUGGUAAUUGGUAUCCAACAUGGAUGGCCAAGUCUCGUUCCUCUCCUCACGGCUCAUGCUGGACUUUCAACGGAAGAUGCGCGUGACGCUGUGACUGGGGCUGUGGAAGAACGCUUCGUCGAUUUAAGCCUAAAGCACAUCAUGAAAUUUCAUACUGUGUGGGCCUAUAAGGUCCAAGGAACAUUUGCCGAGUAA